Tachysurus fulvidraco (yellow catfish) is the source of this 2448-nucleotide messenger RNA. It is a transcript of the gene mtmr2, whose product is annotated as myotubularin related protein 2. Gene Ontology annotation, molecular function: phosphatidylinositol-3,5-bisphosphate 3-phosphatase activity. Gene Ontology annotation, biological process: dephosphorylation. Lineage: Eukaryota; Metazoa; Chordata; Actinopteri; Siluriformes; Bagridae. Bases 245 to 2134 code for a protein of 629 amino acids. The record is from RefSeq and is a predicted model, not a curated record. The transcript has 16 exons.
CACACACACACACACACACACACACACACACACACACACACACACACACACACACACACACACACACACACAGGAAUUCUGGGAAAACAUGGCCGCUUCCGGUAUUUGUAUGAGGUUCAGUUUAACGUUGCGGGGAAGUUAAGUGUUAAUGACGGAUUAACAGACAGACAGACAGACAGACAGACAGACAGACAGACAGACAGACAGACAGACAGACAGACAGACAGACAGACAGACCCGUGUGAUGGAACAGUGCAGCAGUGAGGAGAGUUUAAACUCCAGGCAGCUCAGCGCUUACAGCCUUAGCAGCAGUACGUCUCGGUCCGAGCGCUGUUCCCCUGCCAGAACCCCCACAACACCUGGUUCUGAACCAGACAGCAGCACACCACAAAGUCAGGUAAAAGGGAAAACACCUGCUAAGGAGGAGCUGGAGUUGUUAGUGAAUGAAUUUGUACAGAUUGAGGCUAAAGAUGUGACCUACAUCUGUCCAUUUGUGGGAGCCUUACAUGGCACUCUGACCGUCACCAACUACAGACUGUUCUUCAGAUCAGUCAGCCGGGAGCCCGUGUUUGUAUUGGAUCUCCCUCUUGGUGUGAUCAGCAGAGUGGAGAAGAUCGGAGGAGCUUCUAACAGAGGAGAUGUCUCUUAUGGCCUCGUCUGUAAGGACAUGAGGAACCUGCGGUUUGUUCAUAAGCAGCCAGACGAUUCGUUAAAGAAGUCAGUGUUUGAUGUGAUCAGCAAGUUUGCCUUCCCAAUGUCCAACAACUUGUCUUUAUUUGCGUUUGAGUAUAAUCAGGUUUUCCCAGAAAACGGGUGGAGGGUGUAUGAGGCUCAGGCGGAGUACAAGAGACAGGGUCUGCCCAAUGAGAGUUGGAGGAUUUCCAAGGUGAAUGAUCGCUAUGAGUUGUGUGACUCGUAUCCAGCUAUACUUGUUGUCCCGGUAACUGUUACUGAUGAUGAUCUUCGCCGCGUUGCCCCUUUUAGGGCCAGAGGUCGUAUACCGGUGUUGUCAUGGCUGCACCCCCAGAGUCAGGCAGCAGUGGUACGGUCAGGACAGCCCAUGUCGGGGGUUAGUGGGAAACGUUGCAGAGAAGAUGAGAAGCUGCUACAGGCCAUAAUGGAUGCCAACGCACAGUCUCACAAACUCUUUAUCUUUGAUGCUCGACCCAGCAGCAAUGCUGCCGCUAACAAGAUGAAGGGAGGAGGGUAUGAGAGUGAGGAUGCAUAUCAGAAUGCUGAGCUCGUCUUCCUUGAUAUACACAACAUCCAUGUGAUGCGUGAGUCAUUACGGAAACUGAAGGAGGUGGUCUACCCCAACAUCGAGGAAUCCCAUUGGCUGUCCAACCUCGAGUCCACUCAUUGGCUGGAGCACAUCAAGAUGAUAUUAGCAGGUGCAGUGAGGAUAGCGGAGAAGGUGGAAUGCAGUAAGACGUCGGUGGUGAUCCACUGUAGUGAUGGCUGGGACAGAACAGCUCAGCUCUCCUCUCUCUGCAUGCUGAUGCUCGACUCACACUACAGGACCAUCCGUGGAUUUCAGAACCUCAUUGAGAAAGAGUGGGUCAGCUACGGACACCGCUUCCAGCAGAGGGUGGGUCAUGGUGAUCAGAACCAUACUGAUGCUGAUCGCUCCCCCAUCUUCCUGCAGUUCAUUGACUGUGUGUGGCAGAUGGCACAGCAGUUCCCUGCAGCAUUUGAGUUUAACGAGUACUUCCUGUUGACGUUGCUGGAUCAUCUUUACAGCUGUCUUUUUGGAACGUUUCUGUUUAACUCAGAACAGCAGAAACUCUCUGAGGAGGCACAGAAGCGCACUGUCUCGCUUUGGUCAUUUAUUAACAGUCAGUGGGAGGAGUUUGUGAAUCCUUUGUAUGUUCACUACGACACACACGUGCUAUUUCCCUCCGUCUCCAUCCGACACCUACAGCUUUGGACCUCCUACUACAUUCGCUGGAACCCCCGCCUCAGACCACAAGAGCCAUUGCAUCAGCGCUAUAAAGAGCUGCUUGCUAAAAGAGCGGAGCUUCAGAAACGAGUGGAGGAACUUCAGCAUGAAGUAGCCAGUCGAGGAUCUCCUGAGAAGGCGGGGUCACCCACUCCCCCCACUCCCCCCACUCCCACUAUACAGUCCUUUAUAUGAUUGACUAUUUAUUUGUCUGCCUCUCUGUGAGUUUCUGCCUCUUUGCCUCUUAUCCUGUCUCUGUGACCAGUCUAAACUAAACACACUAAUAUACAAAGCUAAUGUAGCGUUAAACUCUAACACAUAAUGCCUUAUUAACACUACUUACUGAUCAGUACUGUAGGAUUUAGUCAGAUUUGUGUCGUGACAUACGGCUAAGUACCGUGACACACACUCAGAAUUUGUUCUCUGCAUUUAACCCAUCCAAAGUGCACACACACACACACACACACACACACACACACACACACACACAGCAGUGAACACACACACAC